Colias croceus (clouded yellow) is the source of this 2641-nucleotide messenger RNA. RefSeq names its product pleckstrin homology domain-containing family M member 1-like. The coding region runs from base 147 to 2246 and encodes 699 amino acids. Lineage: Eukaryota; Metazoa; Arthropoda; Insecta; Lepidoptera; Pieridae. The transcript has a single exon. The record is from RefSeq and is a predicted model, not a curated record.
UCAAAUGUCAAUAAUAAUAUGUUUACAUUUUACAGAAUUGGAAAAUUUUACAUAAUGUGUUAACUGUGAACCUAAAUAAGAACAUAGAAGUUGUAACUGUGAACAAUAAUAAGUUAAUUUAUCAAAAAGGUUUUGUUACUCGUAAAAUGUCUUUCUUCAAGAAUGUAACUUCUGGAUUUAAUAUUCGCAGUCGUGAAACAAUUCUUAAGGAAUCAUUGAUAAAUAAUUUGUCAGAAUGCGUAAAAGACAUACAAUACAAUAGCCAAUUCGAAGAAAAUUUUCACAGUGUCCUUGGUUCUUCUGAUUCAACAAAUACUCUUUGCAUGGGCUUGGAAGCUAUUUUUCUACAUGGCUUAAAAGAUACAUUUCUACGAAAAGCUAAAAAUGUUAUCUCUGGUGAACUAGAUCGUCCUCAAUCAAGCUUUUGGCCACUUAUUUUAGUUCUUUCACAUCGACAGAAUAUUGAUCAAAUUUCUUCAUUACCGCAAAUUAAUACUGAAAUAGGACAAUGUCGGGCCUGGCUACGUAUAGCCCUCAACGAGUGUCUCUUAUCAUCAUAUAUGGCUACGCUCUUAAAAAAUAUAUCAGCUGUUAAGCCUUUCUACAAUAGAAGUGCAUUUGUUUGCGAUUCUGAAGUCUUAGAAGUAGCUCAGAAAUUAAUCCAAGGAUUAGAAACAUGUGUGCAGUUUAAUCUUCCAAUAAAUUCAAGUCUCCUCAAUCAAUGGCCUGAGCAAGUCCUCAUGCAAGCUGGUAUUUGGGUACCAACUCUGAAGGUAGCACCAAUUUCAGCUGGUCUUGAUGUUGCUAGCACUUUAUCUGAUGAAACUGUACCCAAAUUGGCUUCUACACCUAAUAAAUCUUCAAAUAUUACUGGUUUGGGUAAAAUGUGGGCUCUUAAUGAAGAUGAAGCAUUAGACUUUAUCUUGUCUAAAGAUUCUGCACAAUUUUCAAGUAGUGACAAAGAUACACAUGUUGUAGAAGCAGCCGAGGCAAUACCAGAAACUGAUGUUGAAACAAAUGUAAAAGAAAGUGAAGAAAUUCCUUUGAAUGAAGAGCAACAAGAUCUUUCACAGAUUUAUUCAUCAUCAGUUAAUUCAGAAGGGUUUGUUGCCCCAUCUGAUGUUAUCAUAUCAGGAAAUUCUCUUAGUGGCAAAGGCUGGUCUAAUGAUACAAAUGAUGAUAAUGCUUCAAUAAAUUCUAACUCUUCUCAUGGAAGCAGUAUGAUAAAAACCCCAGAGCUAAAAAGUCUUUCCUCGCUUAUAGACAACUCCAACUUAUAUGGAGAAGUGAAUACCAAUACUCCCAAUUUAAGAGAUAUUAUGAAGGAUAUUCAUAAAGAAUUAAAAAUAACAGUGGAAGACAAUAAUGAAUGUAAUUUGAAUGUAGAGAAUGUUACACCAGAAGAUCCAUCACUUCACAGUUUAGAUUUUGAAAUAGUAUCAAAUUCAACUGGCUCCUUCUCAGUUCCCGAGUUACAAAAGAUGAUAAAACAAUUAGGAUUAUUAUCAAGAGAAAAAGGACUUGAUAAUCAAAAUUAUCAAUGUAGAGGAUGUCAAGAUCUUUUAGGCAGUACAGUAUCUAAGGCAAAAGUUUGUGGUUUCACUGGAGAAUAUUACUGUUCAAAUUGUAUGGAUUCAAAUGUAUUUAUCAUACCAGCAAGAGUUAUUCAUAAUUGGGAUUUCAAAAGAUAUGCUGUUUCAAAAAGGGCAGCACUUUUCCUCUUAGAAUUUCAACAUCAACCUUGGAUAGACAUGAAAAAACUGAAUCCAAAAAUAUAUAUGGGAGUCUCGGAUAUGGCACAUUUGCAGGAGCUGAGAAUUCAAUUAAAUUUUCUCAGAGCUUAUAUAUUCACUUGCAGAGAACCAGUCAUAGAAGAAUUGCAAAAAAGGAUAUGGCCAAGGGAGUAUUUGUAUGAUCAUGUUCAUCUAUACACAAUAUCAGAUCUAGCACAAAUACCAAAUGGUUCUUUGGUUUUGCAGUUGGAGAAAGUGGUAAAUUUUGCAAAAACCCAUGUGUUAGACUGUUGGCUGUGCAGUCAGAAAGGUUUCAUAUGUGAGGUAUGCAGGGAUCCAAAGAUAUUGUAUCCUUUUGAGACAAGUACAACAUACAGAUGUGAUGAAUGUUCCAGUGUCUUUCAUGCAAAAUGUUUAAAUGAGAAUAUGCCAUGUCCAAAAUGCAAAAGAAGGCAAGAAAGAACAAAUGACUCAUCACUAGUUGAUGCUCUUCACAGUUUAAUGAUUAAAUAGAAGUAUAUUCACAUUUAUGGAUUGGAUGAGAUAUGCAUUAUUGAAAAGCAAUAAAAGAAACAAUGUGAAUUGAAUGGCUCUGUUGUUUAUGAGUUGAAAUUCAAUACAUUGUAGUUUAUUGAGGGUUGAUAAGAGAUAAAUGCUUUAGUGAUCAUGAUUCCAUUAUAUUACGAUUGUAAUAUUAUAAAAGAUAAGUCUAUUAAAAAGCCAUUAAACUAUGUAAUCACAAAUGUAUUGGUCAAUAAAAAUGGUACUUAUUUUUUAAAUCAUAAUAAUUUUAGUAAAGAGUAAUAUAUUAUAUAAUAUCUAUAAUAUACAUAUCUAUUUAUUUUAAUUUACCUAUUAAAUAGUUUUCAUGUAGAAAUAUGGUAAAUAAAGGAAAUGUUUUCUGGGUG